AUGAGUAACUGCGUCACGAGCAGCAAGAGAUCAGGAGUGCGUACUCUAGGCCCUACCAGGGCCUGUUGGCCGCUGGAGCACCGGUACCGUUGCUACUCUCCUGACCAACACAACUCUAGGCCUCCCCGGCUGGAGCCAUCAUCACCGCCACGAGAGCGCCAUCACUCCCGGUCCUCCCUGAGUCGGCCAGGCUACUCCCCUGAGAGACACUACUCCAGGACCUCCCGGCCUGAGUGUUCACCACCUCCACAGGACCAUUGGGACCCCCACUACGUACCGAGGUGCCCCAGCUAUUUAAUAGAUCUUUGUCGCUCCAGGCAGAGCAGCCUAGCUCCCAAGCAUAUGACCUCCAGAGUGCACAGUCCACGACAACAAGGUCUGUACCCUCCUCAGCCAGCUCCUCGACUAGCCAGAGUUAAGGAGACUCCCGCUCCAGUUGUGGAGCCACAGUCAGCCGCUGACAUGGGACCUGUUCUGGUUGCCAUUGCGGAGUUGUCCUCUCCUCCCAGUGGGGCAGACGCUCAGGUGCCCGAGGUUCAACUGUCUGCUACCCUGGAACCUUCAGCUGCAAAGACUCCACCUGCUCUCCCUCAGAAGACGCUCACUGCUCCUGGCCCAGAGCCCAAGCCCGCAGUGAAUUUGUCGCCCUCUCCUUGGAUGAAGCCACAGCCAGCAGCUAUUGCAGAGGUCAAGUACAGCCCAGACGUUGGGGCUUCUCCAGUCACAGACUGGUGGCACCUGCCGGUUCCAGGCCUGGUGUCCCUGCUGGUCCCUACUGCUAGCACAGUGAUAGUUCCGGCUCGAGGGUCCUGCUACCUCCAGACCUCACCUCAGGGGACCUGCCAGACAUCACCUCGGGUCACCCACCCGAAGUCACCCCUGAUGUCCAGUUCCUUUCCUUCCCGGUAG
Molecule: messenger RNA, 909 nt
Organism: Salmo salar (Atlantic salmon)
Lineage: Eukaryota; Metazoa; Chordata; Actinopteri; Salmoniformes; Salmonidae
Source: RefSeq, a predicted model, not a curated record